AUGGCGCUGUACCAGAAAUUUAUUUCAGGACCAGCGAGAAGGCGAGAUGCUGACGUAGAUGUUGAUCAAGGCAAUGAUGACACCUGGCCUCACCCAGACACAAUAAAUAAGUUCCCAGUUCCUGAUGCAUUUGUCAACGUAGUCACAGAAGCGACUGAAGAAAAUGAGGAUGCGCAAGCAUCUCGAGGCGGACCACGGCAUCACCGGUUCCACAGACAUUAA
Molecule: messenger RNA, 222 nt
Organism: Pieris macdunnoughi
Lineage: Eukaryota; Metazoa; Arthropoda; Insecta; Lepidoptera; Pieridae
Source: the annotation of a GenBank genome assembly